This is a messenger RNA of Pungitius pungitius (ninespine stickleback), 4328 nucleotides long. RefSeq names its product nudix (nucleoside diphosphate linked moiety X)-type motif 14 (gene nudt14). Gene Ontology annotation, molecular function: UDP-sugar diphosphatase activity. Lineage: Eukaryota; Metazoa; Chordata; Actinopteri; Perciformes; Gasterosteidae. The record is from RefSeq and is a predicted model, not a curated record. Bases 118 to 882 code for a protein of 254 amino acids. Gene Ontology annotation, biological process: ribose phosphate metabolic process; nucleoside phosphate metabolic process. The transcript is spliced from 5 exons.
CCUCGCGGUUCAGUCUCGUGUCCUCUUCCGGCUUCCGUAGACAUUCCUUUACUGUCAGUUAGUGUGUGGUGACAGAUACCCAUCGGUGAGCCAACAAUCCAGCUGCAAUUGUAAACUAUGGAAGAGAUUAAUACCAUUGAAGUCACUCCGUGCACAGAGUCCGAUUACCUGAAGCCGUUCAGGGUGCACUAUAACCAGAAUGGCACAAAGAAAUCCUGGGACUUCAUGCGAACCCAUGAUAGUGUGUCAGUGCUGAUCUUCAACACCAGCUCACACUGUUUUGUCCUCGUCAAGCAGUUCCGCCCAGCUGUAUUCAUGUCUGAGUGGGAAAGGGCCAAGACGCAGCCGCCUCAGCCGGAUGAAAAAACCGAGGAGGGCGAAUCCGAAGCCGCCGCCGCUGCCGCCGCCGCCGCCGCCCCCCCUGCCCCCGAGCCUCAGGAGGGCCAGUCGGCCUCAGAGGGGGAGAGCUCUUCUCAAUGGCCCCCGGCCUCAGCGGGGGUCACCUACGAGCUGUGCGCCGGGCUGGUGGACAAACCCGACCUGUCUCUGGAGGAGAUCGCCCGGCAGGAGGUGCUGGAGGAGUGUGGCUACGACGUGCCAGCCUCUAAGCUGAAGAGGAUUACUUCUUACAGGUCAGGCGUGGGCGUAACGGGGGCCAAGCAGACUAUGUUUUACGCCGAAGUGUGCGAUGACAACUGCGUGAGCGCAGGCGGAGGUGAGCCACGGGAGGGGGAGCUUAUCGAGGUGGUCAAAGUCCCGCUGCACGAGGCCAUGACGUUCGCCUACGACGAGCGUGUGCCCAAAACCAUGGGCGUCAUUUUUAGUUUCAUCUGGUUCCAUAAUAACAUGUCUCCCAAGUACAAGAUCUCCACCAAUGUGUAACUAGUAUCAAGCAACCAUCUUUAUACCGUUUAUUCCAAAUGAAAUCACUGGCCCGGCACAUCCACUCUUCCCCUCAUGGCUCUUCAUCCUGUAUUGCCUUUUUGCUUAUUGGUACUUGAUGAAAGGUGGGCCCCUCGUCUUGUUGCCAACAGGUAUCUUUUUCAUUUUCGUCCUGUUAUCAUUUUUGACUUUCAUGGGGUCUUAAUAUUUUCCCCAAGAACAAAUUUGCCAUAGCUGGUUGUCACUGGCACGUUUACGUCUUGACGAUUUGUUUUUGUAGUUUUUUUCAUUUUUUAUUGUGCCAUCUGUUUAUAAAUGGCUGCAUAUCACUGAUUUAAUUUGCCUGCCCUUGAUUAAAGGAACGCUCCACUGCUUUUAGUGCAGGUUCAGGAAUGUUCCAUUUCUAGAAGCAAACAAGCCUUUAAAUACAUCUGAUAUUGGCGCAGAAAAGUCAAAUAAACAAACGCGUCAAACAUGCUUUCAAGCAUUCCUACGACUCCCAGCAUUCAGUGGAAACUCAGCGAUGCCAUGUCAGCCAUGCUCUGCUAACAUUUAGCAUGCACAUAUUCUUAUUGGAGUUCAUGCAAACAGUUCCACUUUCCUGACAAAGUGUGCAGGAGGAACUGUGCGUAUUAAUAAGGAAGUACACAUCCUGUGAGCAACAGCUGCUUUUUAUACUGGUCAUAAACCAUGACAUAAACCAUCAAAGAUGCUGAGACGGUAACAAAGCAAAACCAAACCAGUGGAGUAUUCCUCUAAUCCAUCAUCCAGUAAUGCAAAAACGAUGCUAGUCAGUGGUGGGGCCUUGUAACGACUGAGGCGUUGGGUGUGUUUUAACCACCACUUGUUCAUGCAUGCCUCAAUAGUUUUUCUCUGAUCCACAGCCUUUAAGCAAUACUUAUGACAGUACCCUGGGCUAAACAAUCACACAGUGUCAAUCGUCGUUAGGUCAAACCACUGCACGUAUUGGCAGAUUUUUUUUUUUAUUCUCCAAGCCACGUGGGAAAAUGGGAUUUAGGUAUUGUUUCACUUCACCUACCUGCCCCUGCACCGAUGGUCUCGCCUCAGUUUCAAGUGUUGUUGUUUUUCGAAGCAAAAACCUGCAAUGGGUUACCGAUAUUUGGGUUGUGACAUGUCCGCGAAUAGCGAUCAUUUUUUAUCAUCUUCAUUACAAUCAAAGGGAUUUCUUUUACACGCGCCAUGUCAAGGUUACAUUUUGAACACAUUAAUGCAUUAAGGACUUAAACCCAUAGAUAUGAUUGGUCGGAAUUCAUUUUUUUAGAGGCUCCGCGUUGUAAAUCUGGGGAUGGUCACUGGCACACAAACCGUGUCUCACAAAGUCAAUCUCAACCGCAGUUUGCCAAAAUCUCAGGUCCAAAUAGUCAAACGUUUGGUCGUAUUCAGGGUGAAUCUCUGGAUGUGAUGAUCAAAUCCUUUUCGGAGCUCAAAGGAAACACCACAAUUCUCACUAUGUUAUUACUCUUCUUCAUUCUAAAAGGGCUGGUACUUCAUUUCUCAAUCAAUAUGUGAAAAGGAAGCAAUUCCCCCACCUUGUAGUUUUCUUAAAAAUAUGCAAGUUCUGAAUCAAAGACGAUUUUUAGAGAAUUGCCGCUCGCGCAUCACACACCUCAUUAUUUAAACAUUAUUACUGUCUGACAGAGAGCGACUCUUCUUGGUGCACCUCCAGAGUUUGAAAAGUUGGGAAAAUAUGUUUGACAAAAUGAAUGCUUGAUUGUAGUUCAUUGUUAAUAUCACCUUGAAUAUAUAGAAGGUCAAAUUCCCUAAACCUGCUAUUUCAAACAAAAGCAACCAUAACACAACUUCCCGGUGAUGUAUUUGUCUCAACUCUGGUGAAUGAAACGAUAUUUCAGGUAAAGGAUUUAUUUUUGUUCCUCUGUGUUUUUUUUUUUUUUUUAAUCCUGAGGAACAACUGACAAUCAAAUGUGAGCAUUUGUCUUCUGUUACCCAUAAAACAUUGUGUUUUGGUAUUUUUUUUUUUUUCUUAUUUAUUACUGGUGUGUGUCCUUAAUGAGUCUCCCGGGGGUUAGAAGGGAGCUGUGCAUCAGUAUUGGGCAUCUCAACGCGACAAUCCGCCGUGGCUGGAGCUCUUAAUUAAUUGAUUUAAUGGGCACAAACAGUGAGGAGAGCUUGUAUCAACCAACCACUAAACGUGUUUUUCAUAAUUCCAUCAAAUCUUGUGUCCACCCAGACUGUAUAGGUGUGUAUAUAUAUAUAUAUAUAUGCAGAACCCUUAAGCCAUAUUUAUCUCCCCCCUGAUCAUCAAAGCUCCGUUACCUUUGUGUCCAUCAAAGAUCAUUUCUUGAUGUACGAUUGUAUAGUUUGCUGGAACUGCUUGAAAAGAUUUCAUUUUGUUGAUUUUUUUUCUUUGGACAAGAAAAGAUGACUAAUACGUUUAAUUGAUUCAUAUUCUCUCAAAUUAACACCCAAACCUGAUGUCUUUCACUAAAUCAGAUUUUCUCUUUUGAUAUCGGUCGUGAAUUUGGAUGCAAAAAUUUCUAAUGCAUACAAACUCAAAAAGGUGGAUUGCACCUUUGGAUACCCAUGAAGUGACCAAUGCAUAACGUGUAGGCAACAAAAAGUAAAAAAAAGGACGUAGACACUAGCCGUGUUUCCAUUUAAAUAUCUUUUACGCAUAUUUGAAAAAUUACAGUAGAAAAGCUGUACGGAAAACUGCUGAAAUAACUUUUUAACUUGUUUUUUUUCUGCCGACCUGUGUUUUCAACGAACAACCUGACCAACAGCAGCCUGCAUGAAAGAACAAAUCCAGCUUUUCCGACUGAAUCAAUCUCCCGAAGGGCUCUCUCUCCAUUUUUCUCUCGUGUAUGGCUGUACGUCCUUUUUCGUCUCCACUGCUUUUAUUGUCUUUGUCUUUUGAUUUAAAGCCAUGUGCAGUCUGUAGCACCAGCUUCUGUAGACGAGAACAUCCGCUAAAAAAAAACAUGGAAACAUGCAGCGUUCCCAUUUUUUCAUUCCCAUUUCAAAAGUUGAAAAAAAAUCAACUUGUCACCUGAAUGGAAACAUGGCUACUGUAACACAAACAGGGUUUUUAAACAAUAUUUUCUUAACCACAGUUUGACGUCUUGAUAACCAGCCACCAUACCAUCAUUAAAUUGUUCUUUUUUUUUUUUUUUUAAAUCUUUCUAUAGUCUUCGGUUAAAUCUUAGGUCUUAGUGCUCCCAAAGGUGCUCAGUUAUCCAUCGUUUGGUUUUGAUAAACCCGGCGUGGCAAAUAAUGAAGAUAGUGGUCACUCUUUGCCUCCCACGUUUUAAACGGGUUUUGCCGCAAUCACCCUCAAACGGAGUUUUUUCUCUCUGUGUAUUUAGAAAAUGUCUGUCUGCUGUAAUUAGACCAACCGCUUCUGAUUUGGCUUGAUUUGAAAGAAAAAGAGCCAUUUCAACUUUUAAGGCCAGUCUGUAACUUUUAUG